AUGGAGGAGGAAUCAGGACAGCAAUGGUUCUGGUCUGGCAGCUGGGAGCACAAGAGCAGCCUUGAGAAGGCGAGGAUGACAAUAUUGGAGAAGACUAGGAAGGUGUUCAGGAUUCGUAACAGUACCAUAAGAGAGAUGCUGGCAGAAGCACUGGGAACAUUCAUCCUCAUGGUUUUUGGCUUAUCUUCUGUGGCACAAGUGGUAUUGGGAAGAGGAAACAAUGGUCAGUAUCUGAGCAUCAAUAUGGCAUUUGGGAUUGGUGCUACCUUGGGCGUCUAUGCGGCUGGAGGAAUAUCUGGAGCUCAUCUGAAUGCCGCCAUCACCAUUACACAAUGCGUUUUAGGGAAUAUCUCCUGGACAACACUUACAGCUUAUAUAAUCGGCCAGUUCCUGGGUUCCUUUAUGGCAGCAGCCACCGUCUUUGCUGUCUACUAUGAUGCUAUUUAUGACUACACCCAAGGAAACCUUACAGUGUCAGGACCAACUGCCACAGCGAUGAUCUUCUCUACUUACCCUGCUCCCAAUGUAUCCUUGCAGGGAGCCUUCUUCACAGAGUUUACAGCGACAGUUAUGCUGAUCCUGGGUGUUCUAGUCAUCCAUGAUGAGAAAAACAACGCGGCCAUCAAAGGCGCUCAGCCCAUGCUCACGGGUAUGCUGGUCCUGGGCAUUGGUCUGGGAAUGGGGCUGAACACAGGCUAUGCCAUAAACCCCUCCAGGGACCUGCCCCCCCGGAUCUUCACGGCAAUUGCUGGCUGGGGAACGGCCGUCUUCACGGCUGACCAUUCCUGGUGGUGGGUCCCAGUCACAGCUCCAAUUCUGGGAUGUCUUUUUGGUGUUUUCAUCUACAAACUCUGCAUUGACUUUCACAACCACCCUGGCCAUGAAACUGAACAUGAGAAAGAACAGGCAGACAUGGAGACUUCAAGACUGUGA
Pseudopodoces humilis (Tibetan ground-tit) is the source of this 933-nucleotide messenger RNA. Its product is annotated as aquaporin-7. NCBI's taxonomy places the organism in Eukaryota, Metazoa, Chordata, Aves, Passeriformes, Paridae. Gene Ontology annotation, cellular component: plasma membrane; basolateral plasma membrane. Gene Ontology annotation, molecular function: glycerol channel activity; water channel activity; urea transmembrane transporter activity. Gene Ontology annotation, biological process: water transport; glycerol transmembrane transport. The record is from RefSeq and is a predicted model, not a curated record.